Molecule: messenger RNA, 1883 nt
Organism: Myotis davidii
Lineage: Eukaryota; Metazoa; Chordata; Mammalia; Chiroptera; Vespertilionidae
Gene: NFKBID
Product: nuclear factor of kappa light polypeptide gene enhancer in B-cells inhibitor, delta
Exons: 11
Coding region: 365-1351 (328 amino acids)
Biological process (GO): regulation of gene expression
Cellular component (GO): nucleus
Molecular function (GO): protein binding
Source: RefSeq, a predicted model, not a curated record
UGAGCGCAGCCACUGCCCAUCGCAGACCGUGAAAAAGCUCCUGGAAGAACAGAGGCGCCGCCAGCAACAGCCUGACGCCGGUGGGGCACCGGGACAGUUCCCACCUCCCCUGGCCCAGCCCCUGACUCCAUCUGUGAACGAGGGUGAGGUUGGCCAUACUCACUUCCCAGCCCACCAGGAGGCUGUGGGUUCUGGACUUGGCAGCCUGGUCCCCACCACAGGCUUUCCAGACUGGAGCCCCAACACCCUUGCUGCCUACACAGACAGUGCCUACUCUUAUCCUACUUCUGCUGCUGAAAGUUUCCUGACUUCUGACUUCUGCCCACUCUCGGACCCAGGGCAGCCAUAUCCAUUUCUCCUGGGGAUGGAGGACCCCCUGGAUACCCAGCUUUAUGUAGAACCUUCCCUGCCACAGGUGGGAUCCUGGAAAGGUUCUGGACUCCCCUCAGGACCCCCACAGUUACCCUCUUUGGUCACUGGACCAUCCCUCGACUCAGCCCGUGCUCAAAUGCUGGCCUUGGGUCCACAGCGGCUGCUGGCCCAAGACGAGGAGGGAGACACGCUCCUGCACCUGCUGGCAGCUCGGGGGCUGCGUUGGGCAGCAUACGCUGCAGCUGAGGUGCUCCAAACAUACAGACAUCUGGACAUUCGUGAGCAUAAGGGCAAGACUCCUCUCCUGGUGGCUGCUGCUGCCAACCAGCCUCUGAUUGUGGAGGAUCUAUUGAACCUGGGAGCUGAGCCUAAUGCUACUGACCAUCAGGGACGUUCUGUCUUGCAUGUGGCUGCUACCUAUGGCCUCCCAGGAGUCCUCUCGGCUGUGAUUAACUCAGGGGUUCGGGUUGAUUUGGAAGCCAGGGACUUCGAGGGACUCACCCCCCUCCAUACAGCCAUCCUGGCUCUCAAUGUUGCUAUGGUCUCACCUGACCCCUGUUCCCGGGUGCUGAGUAUUCAGGCCCGAGACCGGCUGUCUUGCGUCCAAAUGUUGCUGCAUAUGGGUGCUGAUCACACCAGCCAGGAGAUCAAGAGCAACAAGACUGUUCUGCAUUUGGCUGUGCAGGCCGCCAACACCGUCCUAGUUCAGCUGCUGCUGGAGCUGCCACAGGGAGACCUGAGGGCCUUUGUCAACAUGAAGGCCCAUGGGAACACAGCCCUCCACAUGGCAGCUGCCCUGCCCCCUGGGCCACACCAGGAGGCCAUAGUGCGUCACCUGCUGGCAGCUGGGGCAGAUCCAGCAUUGCGAAACCUGGAGAAUGAACAGCCCAUCCACUUGUUGCGGCCUGGGCCGGGCCCUGAAGGGCUCCGGCAGCUAUUGAAGAGGAGCCGCGUGGCACCCCCAGGCCUGUCCUCUUAGGACUCAAAACCCAGAACCUGGACUGAUUUUCCAGUCCCCACCGUCCUGUGGGACAGCCAGCGUAUGCUAAUGUUGCAAAUCCAUGAUAAUGUAUGUGGAAUGUCCUGCCCUUGGGGUCUUACAUUAAAACCUCAAAGUGGCUGCUGUGGUGGGGGUAAACAGUCCCCAAUAUUUGGGGUGAUGUACUAUCCCUCUCCCACCCACAAGGAGCCCCCUUGAUGAUUUCUGUGAAAUCGAGGCUCCUUGAUUGUUUCUGUGAAACACCCUGAACCCCUACCCCUAUCCUCACUUAGCUAUUCACACCUGGAACCCGAGAUGCAAUUCCCCUAAAUGAUACUUGGGGCAUCCCAAAACAGCUCCCAGUAUCACCCCAAUAGAAUUCUUAAGAUGAACCCCCAACCUCUUCAGGUCUUUAACCCUGGGUCCUACUGCUUUCUAAUUCAGAGCUCACCCAAGCCCCUAUCUCGGACCUUUACAUUUCCAGUGAAUCUCUUUAUGAAACUCCCUAUUAAACUCAAUUUGGGCCUGGCUA